Molecule: messenger RNA, 1605 nt
Organism: Diabrotica virgifera virgifera (western corn rootworm)
Lineage: Eukaryota; Metazoa; Arthropoda; Insecta; Coleoptera; Chrysomelidae
Exons: 2
Coding region: 1-1605 (534 amino acids)
Source: RefSeq, a predicted model, not a curated record
AUGGAGUAUGCAGGGAGACCUCCAGAUAAACCUCCAGAUAUUAACAGGAUGGAUCAAGAUGAUAAUAUAGAGAAAAGUGACAUCAAUAUAAAUAACACAAGGGACGGUAAAUCAAAAAAUAAAGGAGAAACUGUAAGUAAUAAAUCUGAUAAUUCUACAGACAAUAUGAGAGAACAUUUCCUAUAUCAGAGCAGUGACGUAGGACCUUUCCAUGCAUAUAUAGAAAAUAAUACUCCGAACUUUAAAGGUCAGCUUAAUGCUAUCAAAAUUGGCGACAUUAUACUCUCUAAUUUUUCGAAUUUAGAUAACAAAAUUACUAGUAUUGAUUCAAUAGGCAAGAAUAGAAUUAGAAUUAAAUUUAAAGAUUACCAAUCAGCCAAUUUUUUAAUCAAUCAAAAAGCUUGCUCAUUGUUUACAAACAACAAUUUAGAUGUUUACGUUCCGAAGUUUAUACUCCAUAGACAGGGUAUAAUUAGGGACAUAGAUAUAGAAUUUUCAGAAGAUUAUAUCAAAAAUAAAAUUAAACAAUAUGAUAUGCACUGUAAGUUCGAAGUAGUUUCGGUUAGAAGAAUAAAUAGAAAGGUAGAGAAACAUAUCGAAGAUAAAACAAUAAUAGACAAAGUUUCAACAAAAUCAUGUAUUGUUAAUUUUAAAGCACAAACUCUUCCUAAAUAUAUCACAAUUAAUAAAGUGAUCAAAGACGUUGAACCCUAUGUUCAAAAAGUUCUAUUAUGUUUCUCUUGUCUCCGUUUUGGACACCUUGGAUUUAAUUGUAAAGCACGUCCCAGGUGCAACAAAUGUCAUGAUUUCCAUAAUACAAAAGAUUGUACAGUAAAUGAAUAUACUCCAACUUGUUUCAGCUGUCAAGGUAAUCAUUUGACUACACACCUAAGUUCAUGUCCUGAAUUUUCUAGAGAGAAACAAAUUAAGAAUACGAUGUCAUCAUUAAAUCUAAAUUUCUUUGAUGCAUGUAAACAAAUUCCGAAAGUUUCAUAUGCCAAUAUUGCUGCCAGAAAUAGCAGUUCUUCCUUACCAACCAAUUCUAAUCAGAAUGAGCAAUCUUAUCAAGUAAUUCCAAAUCAAUCAGCUUCAUCAUCAAAGAAAUUCUCCUCACAAAUGUUCUUCAGCAGUAAUAACCCAGAAAAAAUAAAUUUUAAGCGACACCGGCCAAGUUCUCCCAAUCCUUUGGAAUCAGCUAGAAAAGAAAUACUUUCUCAAGAAAACAUUCCUAGACAAAAAGGUGGUAUUUAUAAUACGUCUAAAUAUACAGAGCAUACAAAUACAACAAACUUGCAAACACAAGGAGUACCAUCACAAUUAAAUAAUAGAAACUUCAGAGCGUUCCGCCAAUUAGUAAACCAAGAACCAAAACCGAUCCUCGGCGUUUUUAAAAAAGAAAAGAAAUGGAAAAAGCCAAUCGAGGUGUACGGACCUGAAGGCAACGACGCGUCGUAUGUGAGUCGCGUGGCGUCGUCCAAGAAAAGAAGGGGAUGUGUUAAAACGACGCAAGUAGGGCGUCGGAGGUUCUUGGUUGUUCAAGCUGCAUAUGCCGCCUCAUGGAGGCGCUGCCAUCACCUAUUAGCAAUCAUCAACACUUUUAGUUAA